Teleopsis dalmanni is the source of this 2043-nucleotide messenger RNA. RefSeq lists its product as uncharacterized. The transcript has a single exon. The record is from RefSeq and is a predicted model, not a curated record. The coding region runs from base 1 to 2043 and encodes 680 amino acids. Gene Ontology annotation, molecular function: nucleic acid binding. Gene Ontology annotation, biological process: DNA integration. Lineage: Eukaryota; Metazoa; Arthropoda; Insecta; Diptera; Diopsidae.
AUGAAUAGGGUAAAGGGCGAUUUAAAUCAUAAGACAGAAUCAUAUUACUGGACUGAUUCUGAAAUUGUACUCUACUGGAUUAAUUCAUUGCCAGCAAAACAUCAACAAUUUGUAGCAAACAGGACUGCGGCAAUUCAAGACUUAUCCGCACCAAGUCAGUGGCGAAAUGUAAGUUCAAGACUAAAUCCAGCAGAUGCCUUCUCACGCGGCAUCAAACCAUCUCAAUUGCAAACUCAUAAUUUAUGGUUCUAUGGUCCUAUGUUUUUACAUGGUCGUGAAGAUAUGUGGCCAGAAGAAUUCAAUAAGGCCCUAUGCAAUCAGCCAGACAACGCCGAGUUAAAAAAAACUUCGCAGAAAAUGAUGCUAACAGCAACCGAAGAUGAUACUGAAUGGAUAUACAAGGUAAACCACAGAAAUUCUUUUAACACAUUGCUUCACAUUGUUGGUUAUGUGCUACGGUUCAUAAGGCGUAGUAAGCGACUUCAAUUUAAUAAUCAUACCAAUGAAUUACAUCCGGAAGAGUUAGAAGAAUCACUUAGGUUCAUCGUGAAAUGCAUUCAGGCUACUGAAUUCAAGGAAGAGGUAAUUGAUUUAAAGCAUCGCAAACUGGUGAAAGCAUCUAGCUCGUUAGCUGCAUUGACUCCGUUUUUAGAUAAAUAUGAUAUCGUUCGGGUCGGAGGAAGAUUAGACGCAUCAAAUCUAACAUAUAAUGCUAAACAUCAAAUGCUCCUCCCAUACAAUGACUGCAUAGUUAAGCUAUUAAUGAAGAAAAUUCACGAAGAAAACAUGCAUUGCGGUGGCCAAGCAUUAUUGGCAGCGACACGGCAAAAAUUUUGGCCGAUCAAGGGGAAGGUAAUGGCACGGUCCAUCGUGCAACACUGUAUUCGUUGUACAAGGUGUAGACCUGUAACUUUCAAUCAAAUUAUGGGAAAUCUUCCACAAGCUCGAAUCCAUCCAAGUAGACCAUUUCUUAACACGGGAGUCGAUUUUUGUGGACCAAUUUGGGUACACUACAAAGUAAGAGGAAAGCGGCCGCACAAGGCAUAUAUUGCUGUUUUCUGUUGUUUUGGCACCAAGGCAGUACAUUUGGAGCUGGUAAGUGACCUAACUACCGACGCAUUUAUUGGAUCAGUUAAACGUUUUGUUGCGAGGCGUGGGCUUUGCCAAAAUCUAUUUUGUGACAAUGCAACUAAUUUUGUUGGAGCCAAUAACAAACUGAAUGAACUAGUAGAACUAAUUUACUCAAAAAAAUCAGGAGAAGUAAUUGAAAGAGCGUGCAGCAAAAAAGGUAUUAAAUUUAACUUCAUUCCUCCUCGUACGCCUCACUUCGGAGGACUCUGGGAAGCAGCAGUGAAGUCGGCGAAACAUUUACUUGUGCGCAGCGUUGCCACAGAAUCCUUAACGUACGAAGAGUUAGAAACAGUUGUUAUUGAAAUAGAGGCGAUUUUAAAUUCAAGACCGAUUACUCCAAUGUCGAAUGAUCCAAAUGACUUUGAAGCACUUACGCCAGGCCACUUUCUAAUUGGUGAAGCUCUUACAGCACCAGCAAGUACAACCACAACAAAUUUAAAGACAUCAUUACUAACGAGGUGGAAAUUGGUGUCCCACAUAAAACAUGAAUUCUGGAGACGGUGGAACUCUGAAUAUCUAAAUGAGCUACAAUACCGACGUAAAUGGCGAGAAGAAUGCAAAAAUUUGCAAGAAAACACUUUAGUCAUCAUGAAGGAUGGAAAUUUACCUCCUCUUCAGUGGGCAUUGGGUCGAGUAACCAAUAUACAUAAGGGUACUGACGGAAUGGUACGUGUGGUCGAUGUUAAAACAGCAUCAGGUAUUGUGAGACGUGCCAUACAUAAUUUGGCUCCACUUUUUUCUGAAACCAACGACAGUGAAGAUGACAAGAUACCACCAAUACAACCAAAAGAAGCAACAAAGCAACAAGUGACAGCAUCAAAAAGGCCUAUACAGGUACCAAAUUCAUCGGUUAGUAGUAUCAAUCAUUUCGGACGCAAUUCGAAGGUAUCCAAACGAUCGAGCAACUGCUGA